AUUUUCAACACCAAAACACACGAAAAAUGCCUUCAAAGAAUAUUUAGUAUAAUUCAUCUUAUCUCGGCUACGUACGUUGUAAAGCUAGUUACUUUAUAAUUUAGUAUUAUAUUUUGUCUGUGCUUUGUUGAAAUCACGUAGAAAUUCACUAUUUUCGGUGGUAUGGCGCCUCCUGUUCCUCUAGUUCCAAAAAAACCCAUUGGAAGGUAUCGACCUAGACAAGAUAAUUUAGAAGAAAGUGCAAGUGACUCUUCUUCAAGUGAAUAUGAAGAAGAGCCUCUUCCUCCCCCUGCAGUUUCGGCUUCUUCUGCUGAGUCUUUCGCAAUCAACGACUCUAAGGAUAUCCAACCACCAGUAAAACAGCCUGUGAAAGUAUUACCGAGACCACAUAUUUCUCGUGGAUUUGGAACGUCUAAUUCUGUUAAUGAAUCCUCGUCUGAAUAUGAAACUGAUGGAGAACAGUCGCCGACAAUGUCCAACGAUAACGAGGCAGAAGAAGAAAGUGAGUCGGAAACUAGCUCUGGAUCUGAGGAUUCUGAUGAAGAUGAAAUGGAGCGUAGGAGACAACUUUUGCUUUCUGCACCGAAAUUUGUUGGUAAAAGUGCGAAAAAUCAAACGAAUACCGACACCUCUAAAGAUGUUGAGCAGGAUCGCAAGCAGCUAUCCCAAAAGAUAUUAGAAGAGACAAUUCAGAGAGAAAUGAAACAAAAAGAAGCGGAAAAUACAAACGAACUUUUGAAAGACGUCGAUGACACAGAUGGAUUAGACCCACAGGGCGAAUACGAAGCCUGGCAAGUAAGAAGUUUACAGAGGAAGAAGCGUGACAAGGAAAAUCUUUUGGCUCUUGAAAAGGAACGAAUGUCGGUAGAGGAGAGACGAUUAAUGGAUCCUGAAGAAAGAGAAAAGCUGGACAGACAAGAAGCUGAAGAGAGCCGUCAAGAAAAGAAAAAGAAACCAGUUCAGUUCUUGCAAAAGUUUUAUCACAAAGGUGCUUUUUAUCAAGACCAAGAUAUUCUUCGAAAUCGAGAUUAUUCUGAAGCAGCCGAAGGUGAAAUCCAGCACAAGGAAACCUUACCAAAAGCCAUGCAAGUCCGUGGAAAUGCGUUUGGUAUGGCAGGACAAACAAGGUGGACUCAUUUGGCAAAUGAAGACACCAGUAAAGCUGGGUCUGCUUGGAGUAACCCAAAGAAUCCCCUUGUCCAAAAAACUUUACAACGCUUAGGUGGACUACAUCCCGAUGAGUUACCGCAAAAGAGAAAGAAAUAUUAGAUUACUCCAACUGAAAAAGGUUUAAUUACCUUUCUACGAAAUUGUAUAAUAUGAUUUUUAUGUCUUUUGUUUACGUUUUCCAAGUUUUGUGCACUACCCUUCCCAAACCUCAAGUAUAUGGCACACCUUUGAAUUUUGAGAACUUCCUAACUUGAGGUUAUUUCCUCA
Molecule: messenger RNA, 1437 nt
Organism: Schizosaccharomyces octosporus yFS286
Lineage: Eukaryota; Fungi; Ascomycota; Schizosaccharomycetes; Schizosaccharomycetales; Schizosaccharomycetaceae
Product: microfibrillar-associated protein family protein
Exons: 1
Coding region: 163-1269 (368 amino acids)
Biological process (GO): mRNA splicing, via spliceosome
Cellular component (GO): U2-type spliceosomal complex
Molecular function (GO): RNA binding
Source: RefSeq, a predicted model, not a curated record